AUGUCUGAGGAAAGUUCAGAUUCUAAUGCUGGUGCAUCGACUAGUACUGGUGUCAAGCGAAAGAAAUAUCAACAAAAAUUUAAAAAAGAGUGGGAGUUACGACAGGAGUUCUCUGCAUGGUUGUCUCCACAUUUAUCAAAACCUACUUUUGCAAUAUGCAAAUCUUGUAAUAAGGAGAUAAAUAUAUCGUCGGGGUACGACGCUCUUAAAAAACAUGCCAAAUCUAAGCUUCACGAAAAUAGUGUUAAGAGCUUAGCUGUUCAACCAAAAUUGACAGACUUUGUCAGUAAAGAAGUUACUCAGUUUAAACAUCAAGUGAAAGAAGUCCGUGUCAGUACUGUACCACUUACCGGGCGUAAACCGGCAUCGACACCGGCGCAGUGGAAAAACGAAACACCGGCGCCGGUGCCGGUGCACGGCCAUGCCGGUACCGUGCCGGUGCCGGUCUGGCUAAUGGAAAAACGCCCGUUGUGGGAUAAAAUAAAACUGUUUUUUCCAGAAUAUGAAGCUAAGUUUAAUGAUUAUAAUAAUAGCGAUACCGACAUUUACGACGAGAAACAACAUUUUGAAGAAGAUGUGUCUACAGCAGAAGAGAUGGAAAUAUUGAGAAUAUAA
Messenger RNA from Diatraea saccharalis (sugarcane borer), 615 nucleotides. The record is from the annotation of a GenBank genome assembly. Lineage: Eukaryota; Metazoa; Arthropoda; Insecta; Lepidoptera; Crambidae.